AUGUUAUUGGUGUGGCAAGCCAUUAUCAAUGACAUUCAAUCCUCUAAACCCAUUAUCAUUCCUAGGUGGUACCAUAAUAAUUAUUCAAAUCAUGUUGUUGACUUGUCAUUGCAUGGAUUUAGUGAUGCCAGUAAUAUAGCAUUUGGUUGUUGUAUAUACUUGUUGUGUUCCUUUGAUGAUGAGCACAAAAUAUGUUCACUUAUAACUGCUAAGUCUAGGAUUGCCCAAAUUAAAAAUACCUCUAUCCCCCGACUUGAAUUAAAGGCAGCCCUAUUAUUAGCUGAAACUAUGUCAACUGUUAAAAGAGAUUUAUACCUUGUACUUAAAUUUAAACAAAUAGUCUAUCUUGUUCCGGACACUUCUGCUGAAUCAUGCAUAAGAAGUUUACGGAGAUUUUUUGCGAAACGUGGCACACCUUCCGAAAUUCUCUCAGACAACGGAUCACAAUUCACCUCCAAUCUUACUCAAAACUUUACUUCAUCUCUCGGUAUCACGUGGCAUUUCAACAUCCCCGCUGCUCCGUGGUGGGGAGGGUUCUUUGAACGACUAGUUGGAUCCACUAAACGCUGCCUUCGCAAAAUAACACAUAAAGAUCAGCUUUCAUACGAAGAACUGUUAACAUUUCUUGCUGAAGUAGAAUCAAUAUUGAACAAUCGACCAAUCACGUUUAUGUAUGAAUCACCUGGAGACUUACCACUUACACCCAAUCAUUUAAUAUAUGGAAGAUCAACUAACUUUAAAGCUAUUAACGACAAAACUUAUGAAUUAAACUUGAACACCCGAAGUACAUACAUAGAAGAUACAUUAAAUCAUUUUUGGCAAAGAUGGGAAAAAGAGUACCUAACCGAACUUAGAGAAUUCCACAAAUGUAAGAAAAAUAGAGGGACAAAUAAAAUAGCCGUCGGCGACGUUGUACUGAUUCACGACUCAGACACAAGACAAGGUAAUUGGAAGACAGGCAUUGUUCAGAGCCUUAGUAAAUCAUCUGACGGACUCAUCCGUGCUGCCAAAGUUAGAUACAUUAUGAAUGGAAAAACAAUGUACAUUCAAAGACCUGUAAAUAAACUGUAUUUAUUAGAAGCAUUAGACGCCCCUAUUGAAACAAUGAAGAUCAAUUUCUGCGAUGAAAAGGACAUAAAACAUUUCGUUAUAAAUUAA
This is a messenger RNA of Hydra vulgaris (swiftwater hydra), 1158 nucleotides long. The record is from RefSeq and is a predicted model, not a curated record. Lineage: Eukaryota; Metazoa; Cnidaria; Hydrozoa; Anthoathecata; Hydridae.